AUGGCUCAAAGAAAUAAAAGUAAAUCAACUACUGAGAAGACUCAAAGUUCACUAGAUAAACUAACAGAAGGAAGCCAGAAUUAUUUACUUAACCUUGAGGAACAAUUGAUAUCUAGCACCCAUUCAACUCUAAACAACCAAGAAAGCAUCUAUGACUUUCUAAAAGAAAUCACUAAGGCUUUUCAAGAUGCAGCAACUAAAGUGGUCCAAGAAGAUA
Messenger RNA from Scutellospora calospora, 217 nucleotides. The record is from the annotation of a GenBank genome assembly. NCBI's taxonomy places the organism in Eukaryota, Fungi, Glomeromycota, Glomeromycetes, Diversisporales, Gigasporaceae.